This is a messenger RNA of Cryptococcus deneoformans JEC21, 3599 nucleotides long. RefSeq names its product CAP64 gene product - related. Gene Ontology annotation, biological process: intracellular signal transduction; protein phosphorylation. Bases 593 to 3466 code for a protein of 957 amino acids. Gene Ontology annotation, molecular function: ATP binding; protein serine/threonine kinase activity. NCBI's taxonomy places the organism in Eukaryota, Fungi, Basidiomycota, Tremellomycetes, Tremellales, Cryptococcaceae. The record is from RefSeq and is a predicted model, not a curated record. The transcript is spliced from 3 exons.
UACAUCUUGUAUCCAGCAACUGAGCCUGCAAAAGGGGAUAUUCGACUGCAGUACCUCUGCGACGAGCGAAAGAAUAACUCAGCCAAGAGGAAAAAGAGCGGAGUCACAAGAAGCCGGUGAAAGCCAAGUUCUCGGCAGCGCCGCCGUAAUCUCAAGUUAUUUCUGUCCAUCUCUCCACAUCUCCCCAUCAUCGUCUUUCCAUCUUCUCUCUACCCCACUUGUUUACCUUCACUACUUUCAUAUACCCCAGAAAGCACCAGCGUGGAGGUUUAUUUGGUCAUCGCAUCACCGACUAAUAAUAUCCUGCCGAUCUCGCAACGAAAUCAGAAGUAUCCAUCUCGGCAUAUAAUUCUGUAAUCACCACAUUACGCAUCGGCAUCUCGACGUCUCAUUACAUCAAUACCAUUCCUUCAAGUUCUUCGAUGUGCUUAUAGCCAGUACUUUUCCAUCCACAGUAUUGUCGACAUUUACAUUGUUCACCUUGCGUAUUCGGCGGUCGUAGCCUGCGUUUCAGUUUUUUCGACUAUCGACUACGUCUCCCUGGCUUCACGACUCUUUUUUCUACGUUUACAAAAACAAACAACAUUCAGCCAUGCUGUCUUCGAACCCUUCAAUCCCUCUCUCCUCUAUCGACUUUGCCGAUAACGAAGGUCGUCGACUCUCGCUCAUUACGGCCGAAGGCCGCAAGAUGCUCACUGCUCACGACGGUCUUCCAUCGCCGGGCAACUUGACACCGACUGAGAAUGAGAGUGAUAUUGGGGAAGAAGCUGAUAUCACGGACGAGCGCUCAAGGCAGAUGAGGUAUUCGGAUGAUGACGAAAAUACUCUUCAUACGGUGGACAUGGAGCAGCCUGUCGGAGCGGCAGCGAUAUAUACGCGGGAUGGACAUCACAAGUUGUCCAAGGUACCCAGUAGAGGAGGUAUCUGGCAUCCGGAUCCCAGAUGGGACGAAAAUGCGACUAGUCGUAGAGCGUCACCUGCUGCUCGACCUAUCGACGGCGAACAAUUUUUUGCUACCCAUAACAAGACCCUUCCUCCCAUCCUCGCCUUUACCCCUGCGGUUGCCGCACCUUCUUCGACGUCUGUCAAUACAACAUCUCCGGCACCCGAAGCACGAGAACCUCAGCCUCGUGCUCAAACAGCGCCUUCCAGUCCUCAUCAAUCUCCUACAGCAACAAGGCAACCUUCAAAACAUCACCAUCCCUUGCAUGAUUUGCGACGGUUCCUGAACCAUACAUUGGGUGGACGAGAUAAGCAUGCUAAUGAUCAUCACCAUGAAACCUCUGGCCCGUCAACGCCGAGCUCGCCUUCAAUGAACGCUGCUACGCCUGGCAUGCAGCGUCGUGGUAGUGGUUUCAGCGGCUUGGCAGCUGGGGGAGGCGGCAUGACGAAUGCCCAAGCCACCCCUGCUCACUCUCGUCAUGACAAGGAUAAGGAUCAUGGUGCGCACACCGCCCAUCUUAUGGGCUUUAUACGUCAUCAUCACAGAGAUAACGAAGGUGAGAAGUCACACUCUUCCCUUGCGUCAUUCUUUGGACAUGGCGACAAGAAGGAUAAGAAGAGGAAGGAAAAGGGACACACUCCUGUGGAGAGCACGGUGGGCAGCGCUGCUCCUAGUAGGACCCAGACGUUGCAGAUGACUGGCGUCGAAAGCCCCAGAUCAGCUGCUAGUAGUCCCAGCAUGACUCCCGCCGAUGUGUCCGGUUACGCCACUCCCAAGAACGCCUCUGAAUACCCUGGUGUGCCCCAUCCUGUCGUCGCGCUGACGCACCCAUCUCUCCACGAAGCCACCCACGCUGCUCUCUCCAAAAAGUAUGGUAAAUGGGGCAAGGUUCUCGGCAGCGGUGCGGGCGGUACUGUGCGCUUGAUCAAGGGAAGCUCCAAGACCGGCGGAGCUUUGUAUGCGGUCAAGGAAUUUAGGCCAAGAAGGCAAGGAGAGACGGAGAAGGAGUACCAGCGAAAGGUUACGGCAGAGUUUUGUGUGGGUGUGACGUUGAGGCAUGUGAAUGUGAUUGAGACCGUGGAUAUUGUUAAUGACCACAAUCAUUACUACGAGAUUAUGGAGUACGCUCCUUAUGACUUGUUCUCUGUUGUCAUGUCUGGCAAGAUGUCUCGUCCGGAAAUCUACUGUGUCUUCCGUCAGAUCGUCGACGGUGUCAACUACCUUCACUCGAUGGGUCUUGCUCACCGAGAUCUCAAGCUUGAUAACUGUGUCAUGACUUCUGAAAACAUUGUCAAACUCAUUGAUUUCGGUACAGCCACCGUUUUCCACUACCCUGGCAAGCACCAAAUUCCAGCGACUGGUGUUGUCGGGUCUGAUCCUUAUUUGGCGCCCGAGGUCCUCAGCAAGAACCAGUACGAUCCACGAUUGACCGAUGUCUGGUCUUGCGCCAUCAUCUUCAUGUGCAUGAUUCUCCGUCGAUUCCCUUGGAAGAUCCCCGAUUACAAGACGGACAUGUCAUUCAGGCUCUAUGUAAACACCCAUCCUGAACUUUGUAUGAAGCCUCCCGUGCCCACCCCUGCGCCAAGCCUUGCGAACGGGAAUGAGGGCGGGCAUACCAAAGUCGGCGGCCCUCAUGGGCUUCUGCCUGAUGGUUCUAGCUCUUUGCCUUUCAGGGCCGAGUCCAACAUCAGCGGAGAAACCGCCGUUGACACGCACAAGGGAUCGCCCGAUUCGCCUCCGAGAAACAACGGCCAUCUUCAAGGCUCUCCCACGAGCUCAUCUUCCGGUGAGGCUCAACUUGCUCAACUUCAUCUCCGUGAUGACAACAAUGGGAAGCACAAGGAUCCUUCAGACCUCAGCUUCCCGAGGAGAAGCGAUUCUAUUGUUUCCGUGCCUGCGAACAGGUACGCCACCAAGGGCGGGCUUGCGCCUCUGCAGCCCAAGAGACAAGGUACUUUGCCUCCUUCGAGUUUGGCCGUGAAGGACGAACAUAGGGGAAGGAGCAGGGCUGUAUCUAGCCCCACUAGCCAGCCCUCUACACCUACAGUCGACCACCGAGGCAACCCAAUCAAUGCCGCUGACGCCGGUGCAGAGAAGAAGGAAAGUACGCCAGAGAGUAGAGCGGAGACUCAAGCCAAACGGGAACGUGCUGCCAGCAUCUCCUCCACCCGUACUUUCAAAAGUGGCGGUGCUGAAUCCAUCUUCCGUCUUCUACCUCGAGAAUCCCGUUCGGCGAUCUUGCGCAUGCUCGCUGUUGAGCCUUCAAUCCGAUGCACCCUUUCGGAUCUGCUCGUUGGCUCAGGGAAGGAUAAGAUGAUGUGCUCUUGUGGGUCUGAAGAGUGUUCGGGCAGUGUGGCGCAGCCCCCCACGGAGAUUACGGGUAUUAGUGCAGAUGAGGAAGAUGAUGGAGAUGAGUGGGUGAAGAAUAUUGAUUGUUGUUCGCAUCAUGUGGGGAGACCGUCAAAUCAUCAGCAUAUCAAAGUGGUGCCGGAAGAAAAACCAAAGAGGAAGUUGUUCCAUUAAAUCAGAACGCAGUAGUAGUAGUAGUAAUGUGGUUACGUAUAUUUUGUACGAAGAGUCGAUGUCUUGGCUUGAUUCAUUUUCUAAUCAACUUUUUACUAGUUAUUUAUAUGGAUGUGUAUUGCCAGAUGAUCUC